AGAAGUCAGAAACUUGUGACUUUCCUGAUUCCAUUUCUCAUGUACUUUGGGAAGAAAUUCGACCAUUCCUGUACCUGUGGAGCAUGAACAGUGGAAGUGAAUCAUGAAUAAUCUUUCGGUUUCAAUUGAGAUGAACAGUAUUAAAGAAAUGUGAGACGUGAGCCUUAUCAUGUUCAACUCAAUCUUAGAGAAGCUCCUGCCACCCAACCAGUCACAGUGUCAACAGACGUCUUGCAGCACUGCGUCCGAUCUAUCCAGGCAAGAUGGACCAGACCAAGAAGAAGAUGGAUUCCUGGUCGUUGGUGAGACAAUGAGUGAAAGAAACACUGUACUGCCUGCCCACUAUUCUGCCAACAGACAACAAAGUCAACCACCAACUUACUCUCAGGUUCAACAGUCUGCCACAAGCUUUCCUAUCCAGACAUCGUCAAGUGGUACAUGGUCUUCGUUCGUCCGUUCAUCGGUACCUUCCACAUCAUCCAACCCUGCAGGAAGAAGUGCUGUUGUUUCAGAGAGAGACCAUAGUCCCACCUAUGCCACCCUAAUCACCAAAGACAUCCCAUUCCAGUUAUCAGAGCAGCUAAGCUGUGCUCACAGACUCUCAACGGACAUGAGUUACUUUGCCGUGCCGCCCCUCCCUACCUUCAAUCCGACAAAAUAUUUGUAUGACUUUGAGGAGGAGAGGAGGAUACUGAGAGAAACGGCUGAUAGCUACGAUUGACGUUCUUCCAAUAUGGGUGAACGACUGAUCGUUUGAGGUUUCAGAACCAAAGGCCCCUGCACGCCUUCAGUGGCCGUUCAAUUGGCCCCCAUCCAGUUAGAUAAGGGGUAAGGCCAACGGGCACAUGUUAUUUAACGCCUAAUAUAUAUUGAAUGAUGGAUACGCAUGCAUCCUAUGCACAUGAUCUGACAAAUGCAGUGAUGCAUUAUAUAUAUCAUAGCGACUGAAAUUUAAGUGCAACUCUAAGUCACCCUAAAAUCUUUGCGUAACACCCCCCUGAAUGAUCUAG
Messenger RNA from Lytechinus pictus (painted urchin), 1010 nucleotides. RefSeq lists its product as uncharacterized. The coding region runs from base 170 to 721 and encodes 183 amino acids. NCBI's taxonomy places the organism in Eukaryota, Metazoa, Echinodermata, Echinoidea, Temnopleuroida, Toxopneustidae. The transcript has 3 exons. The record is from RefSeq and is a predicted model, not a curated record.